Drosophila rhopaloa is the source of this 1629-nucleotide messenger RNA. RefSeq lists its product as uncharacterized. Lineage: Eukaryota; Metazoa; Arthropoda; Insecta; Diptera; Drosophilidae. The record is from RefSeq and is a predicted model, not a curated record. Gene Ontology annotation, biological process: SCF-dependent proteasomal ubiquitin-dependent protein catabolic process. Gene Ontology annotation, cellular component: SCF ubiquitin ligase complex.
CUCAAAGAAAACAAACUCUUACAUAAAUAAUACAAACAAAUAAGUUGAAUACACAAACGAAAGCAAACAGGAUGUGGCGCAUUUCAAAGCCACGUCUCAGGAACUUUUACGUCGAGAAUGGUGUGGCAUACACCGAGGAUCGAAAAGCAGUGCGACGGGUGAAAAUCUCUGCGAACUCGCGACUCACAACGCAGCGUCUUGUAAGGCAUUUCUCGAGUUUCGGAUCUGUACAGGAGAUCCAGUGGGAUGUGGUUGAGCUGCGCGGAUCGGUGCUCUUUGAAGAGGCCACCCAAGCAUCCAAAGCUUUGUACUGCCUGAAACACAAUCUGGAUGGCAAUGAGUUGUUCUUGCAGGCCAGUAGCACCUGGGAUCAACCGCCGGAGAAAGAGGAACCGGGCAUGGUGAGUGCUGACUAUCUGCCCAUCGUCGACGACGUUUGGCGUAAGGUGCUCGACUAUCUGCCUCUGGAUUCUCGUCUCAACUUUGCCUCCAGUUGCCAGAGGUAGGCGAUUUACGAACUAGAAUCGCAGCGUACGUGUCAUGUUAUCCAUAUGGAGGAGGUCUGCCAGUUGACGGAAUGGAACAUCAAGCAAUUGAUGCGCCUUUCCGGAGAGCACGUUCAUCGCUUGGAAGGUGGCCCACUGCACCCGCGUUGGCCGCAUUUCAAAUUAUUUGUCCAGCUCCUAGGCGUGAGCUGCCCGAAUCUGACCGAGCUUUCUUUCUAUCGCAUUCCAAUUACCCCCCCGCAAAUGAGUGCCCUUUUCAAAGGUCGCAAUGGCUUGCAUAAAAUCACCGAUCUCUCUCUACGCCGUUGCGACCUUAUAGAUCGGGAUCUUAUCGACUUGCAAUCGCUCACAGAGCUAAAAGUUUUAGAUCUCCGAGAGAAUCAGGGUUUUCAGGGAAAUACCUUGGGGGAUCUGCCAGUUUCAGUGGAGGUCUUAAACCUGUCGGGCUGCGAAAACCUAGAGCCCUCCCGUCUUCGCUAUCUAGGAGCUCUGCCCCUUCUCCGCGAGCUGCGCUGCCCGCAGAUUCGGCAGCGCAACUUCAAUCUCGAGUGGAUGGAUGAGUUUGUAGAUGAUUUCCAGGCCACGGAUGAGCAUGUCUACCGCGAUCUGGUUGAGAGCUGUCCGCUGCUGGAGGUGCUCGAGGUUACGGUGUGUCCGUACAUGGACGAGCCGCAGCUGGGCGGGCUGUCCCGUCUGCGCACCUUGGUCCUUCGCGCCGUGCCCUUGGAGCCCGCACCCUACCAGGUGAACAACUCGCUGCUGUUAGCCCUCGUGGAAUUGGAUUCACUGCGGCAUCUCGAGUUCCGGCAGGCUGGACCUAGUUUCGUGGAUGCGCGCGGGUUGACGAUCAUUACCCAGCUCAAGGAACUGCGAACUUUGAUUUUACGCAAUCAGGACUUUGAGGCGAAUGAACUGAGGCAGUUGCGAAAGCUUAACGCCUUGGAGCUGCUGGACCUCAGCGAUUCGCCACAUCUCUCCGACGAGAUCGUCGUCGAGUUGGCCAAAACGCUUUGCGGGCUGCGUCAGUUAAAAGUUAAGCGAUGUCCGCUCAUCUCAAGGCGGUUAACAACGAUCCUGAAGGAGAAGACCAUGCUUAAAGUAGACCUUUAGAGUUCGACCUUGU